Molecule: messenger RNA, 375 nt
Organism: Microthlaspi erraticum
Lineage: Eukaryota; Viridiplantae; Streptophyta; Magnoliopsida; Brassicales; Brassicaceae
Source: the annotation of a GenBank genome assembly
AUGGCGAAUCUUGUGCAGAGAUUUCUCAGGAACCAAUCGUGUUUAAGGGCAAUCCCGAGGCUCAAUCCCAAUCUAACAACACAUCAGAAGCCUUGCAUCAGCAACGUUGUAGAAUUCGAUCCAGCUCCUCUUACCAAUCCCGUGAUCACCGUCGCCGAUAAAUCUCUGCAAUUUUACCCGAGCUUCCCAAUCGGGUACGGGUUUAAUCCGACUGCGAUUCAUGAUUCGGGUCUGAUCGACGCGGAUGCGGUGGCGGAGGAGAAGGGUGAGAAGGAGAUGGUGAUUUAUGCGGACAGUGUGAAGAAGAAGAGGAAGAAGAAGAUGAACAAGCACAAGUACAGGAAGCUCAGGAAGGAAAUGGGACGCAAAACUUAG